This is a messenger RNA of Oncorhynchus tshawytscha (Chinook salmon), 2663 nucleotides long. It is a transcript of the gene lyl1, whose product is annotated as LYL1 basic helix-loop-helix family member. Lineage: Eukaryota; Metazoa; Chordata; Actinopteri; Salmoniformes; Salmonidae. The record is from RefSeq and is a predicted model, not a curated record. Gene Ontology annotation, biological process: regulation of transcription by RNA polymerase II. Gene Ontology annotation, molecular function: protein dimerization activity; RNA polymerase II cis-regulatory region sequence-specific DNA binding; DNA-binding transcription factor activity, RNA polymerase II-specific.
CUGCCCCCCUCUGACAUCCUAUCGGAGUCUGAACGACUGAGCCCUCAGCAGGCCCCCUCACCGGCUUCACUUGACGCUAGCAGCCCACCGCCGGUUAAUGAACCAGGGAGUCCGGGAGACAGGUUUGUCCCACCUAGCCCCCCUGCCUCCCCUCCUCCACCUCCAGAGUCCCCUACCAAGUUGCUUGACCACCCUGCCGCCACCAACAUCGCACCUGAACCACUGGUCUCCAUGGAAACAAACAACACCAAGGGAGGAGGUUUAAUUUGCUCCUCUCCGAAAGCCCCCUCCUCCUCUCCGCCUCCCCUCCUCCCAGCCCCAGUGUCUACAUCCACUACCCCUGCCGUCCUCCCCCCAUCCUCCUCCUCCUCUUCUUCCUCCUUUUCCUCUAUUGCCCCCCUCCCUCCCCACAUCCCUGUUAUUAGUCUGGGACACAGUAAACCCCCCACCCCCUCUCCCUCCCCAGUAACCCCUCUAACCACCCUGCACCCCAUCCCCAACCACCCCCACCACCGUGACCCUUACCAUCACACCCACCACCACGGGGCAUCCGCCUCACCCAGCUCACCUCUGUCAGGGACCAGACCAGGGGCCCCACCGAUCCCCACCCAGGGCCCCCUGCUGCCCCACCAGUACCUGCCACCACACCACUUCUUCAGCAGUUCUCAUCUUGGUCCCUCUGGUAACUAUGGAAUCUUUUCCAGUAGAAGCAUCAAGAGACGGUCCUCCUCACACUAUGAGUUGGAUCUCAGUGAUGCGGGCCCUCCUCAGAAGCUGGCGAGGCGUGUGUUCACCAACAGCCGGGAGCGUUGGCGCCAGCAGAACGUCAACGGGGCCUUCUCAGACCUCCGUAGGCUCAUCCCCACCCACCCUCCGGACAAGAAGCUCUCCAAGAAUGAGAUCCUCCGACUGGCCAUGAAGUACAUUGACUUCCUUGUCACCCUGCUCAACGACCAGUCCCAAGACAAAGCCAGGGGCUCGUCUGAGGAGGAGACCCAGGAUGAGAGGGCCCAAGUGGGGCUGAACAACAAGGAUAUGCACCCACUUUUCCAGGGUGACACUCCCUCUUCAACUAUGGUCUACCACGACAGAGGAGACUCCACAGACUCAUCGAUCAUCGCCUUGGCAACCUCCCCGACCUCCAGUUGCUAUAGCAACACAGACAGUGAGGAGAACCUGGGGGGCGGGGCUAAGAGCUCAAUGGUGGUGCCGCGGGGCAUUCUGGGAAAGGUCAAAGGUCAGAUUCGGACUGCGGUGACACUUGCCAACGACCAGCGGUGACAUGACAUGUGACGUCACAAAGAGGACAAAAUUGAAUACCUGGUAGUAAAUAAUAUCCGACAAACUGACAGAAAGGACACAAAUGUACAGUAUACUUACUACUCUACCAGCAAUCUUUGAGACUUUUGGAAUCGAUGUAGUUCUUUCAAUGACAUGGUAUAUCUGCAAGGUCAGUUCUGAGUUCUUGUAGCAGUUUGUGGUAGUGUUUGACUGCCCCUCUGUCUGGAUUUUGUGUCCUGCAGUGUGGGAUUGAGCCUUUCUGGGUAAUGUAAGCUGUUUCAUCUGAACUGAGGCUUCUAUAGGGAUAAUAGGGAAAUGGAGGCUUGACUGUUUGUACAUCCAGUCAGCACAGUGUCAGUUGCCCUAAAACCUCUGAAGGAGCCAUGUUGACCUCAUGGCUUUGCUUCCUGAAGUUUGAGACAUCAAAACACAUCAAUGACGGUAACCUUCAGUCAGUAGUUUAUGUGGCAAUUUUUGAAGUUUCCUAUUUUCUUUCUUUAGUCAGAUGAAGAAGAUGGUCCCACCCUCCCUCCCUUAGAGGACAACAUUGUGACACAGUUGUCCCAAAUGGCACCCUAUUUCCUGUUUAGUGCACUACUGGUCAAAAGUAGUGCACUAUGUAGGGAAUAGGGUGCCAUACGGGACAUUGACCGUGCUAGCUGACUGAAAUAAAGUGUUUUAGUUCUCUCUUCCUUAUUCAACAUCCUCUUAUUGCACUCCAGAAUACAUGCAGCCCUGUUAUCAGCACAAUUUCUCAACCCAUACAAUUGUUUCGCUGCUGUGUCCAGUUUGAGAAACAGACAGUGUAGUCGCUGGCAAAGUUGUUGUGUGAAGGGGUGAAGAUGUGUUUUUGUGUUCAGAAAAUCAACCGUGCUUAUUUUAUGGCUGUAAGUUGGUUUGUGAUCCUAUAAAAAGUGUGUUGUGAGAAAGUGCACAUAAGAACAUUUUGUAUUUUUACAACCCUAACACCAACUUCCUGUCCACAUCCCAGCUCAACCCUAACACCAACUUCCUGUCCACAUCCCAGCUCAACCCUAACACCAACUUCCUGUCCACAUCCCAGCUCAACCCUAACACCAACUUCCUGUCCACAUCCCAGCUCAACCAUAACCCAAGCCAUAGCCCAUAACCCUAACCCUACCCACUGUGCACAGAUUCAAAGUCUAUUCCAAGUUGGUUCAACAUUUCAUUGUAAUGACGUGGAACCAACGCUGAUUCAACCAGUGUGUGCCCAGUUGGUAGCUUCAUGUCCACAUCCAAGCUCAACCCUAACACUACCCCUAUAAUACCACUCUGAGAGAAUGCCUUGUCUGCACUCAAUCAGUCAUCCAUUACAUUUAGGAAAUGAGCUUCAUUCAAUACAUGGUUUCAAUCCUUCUGUU